Messenger RNA from Stegastes partitus (bicolor damselfish), 1598 nucleotides. It is a transcript of the gene mffa, whose product is annotated as mitochondrial fission factor a. The record is from RefSeq and is a predicted model, not a curated record. Gene Ontology annotation, biological process: positive regulation of mitochondrial fission. Gene Ontology annotation, cellular component: mitochondrial outer membrane; peroxisome. The coding region runs from base 211 to 1122 and encodes 303 amino acids. The transcript has 8 exons. NCBI's taxonomy places the organism in Eukaryota, Metazoa, Chordata, Actinopteri, Pomacentridae.
CUCUUCCGGUGUUCAGCACCAACAGAGGAAGAAGAGAGGUUCUUCCUCUCCCAGAUCAACAGAAGGAGAUGCCCGACAAUUUCAUCAACUGUAAUACUUGCACAAAACUUAACAUUUCGGAGUAAAUUUAGAAGUUUUAUUCUGUUUAGAGUCUGUAGAAGACGCUGUUUGAAGACAUAUCUGUAUUUAACAACAAACCAGACGAGCAAAAUGAACGGAGCUGCAUUCCCCUCCCCCACGGCCGAGAUGGCGGAGAUAAACCGUAUCCAGUAUGAGCUGGAGUACACCGAAGGAAUCAGCCAGAGGAUGCGCAUCCCAGAAAUGCUCAAAGUGGCCCCUCAAACCCAUGAUGACCCCAAUGUUGGAUCGCAGGAGGUCCCCCAUAGUGUCAUAAUGCAAGUCCCAGAGAGAAUUGUGAUUGCAGGAGACAAUAACGACACCCAGUUCUCCAGACCCAGAGACUUGGAUCUUAUCCAGUCAACACCACUAGAAGCCCUGUCGCUUAAAACUCCACCUAGAGUCCUGACGCUCACUGAGCGGCCUCUGGACUUCCUUGAAGAGGAGCAACGGGCAGCUCCAGAAAGUGAGGAGCUGUUGCGGCCCCAAGCACGUGUACGGCGGGAACGCUCAUCAAGUGAGAAUGCAGCUGUACGUCAGAACAGUCAGCUGAUGCGCAACGAUUCUGCUGCGACCCCGUCCCCCCCAGCCAUUGUUCACCCAUGUCCCCCUCUCACCGUGGCUGAAGAUCACAACCUGUACAGCGCUAGUGGUGUUCUAUCUUUCAUCCAGUCCACUACACGUCGGGCCUACCAGCAGGUCCUGGAGGUCUUGGACGAAAACCCUCGCAGCAAACCAUCACUGCGAGGGGGGUCGGCUUCAAGCUCCAACCCCCUGCAUGAUUCCAGGCUUGCUUUAUCAACAUAUGAAGCCUCUCUGGAGGGGACAGCAGAUGACAUGACUGUGGUGGAUGCGACAACACUUCGACGUCAGCUCAUCAAGUUGAACCGGAGACUCCAACAUUUGGAGGAAGAGAACAAGGAGCGAGCGAAACGAGAGCUGAUCCUGUACUCUGUCACCGUUGCUUUCUGGCUGGUCAACACCUGGGUUUGGUUGCGACGUUAAGAGUUUGUCUGCAAUUCAGCCAUCAGCAUGACAUGAGAACGUAUUAUCCCUUAUUCUAUGUGUCAAAUGUUAAGCUACUCGCUGCACUCCGCCCUUGUGUCAGGAGACCUUGGCAUCUGCAAGGCCUGCUGCACACAGGGCUGAUAUUUUGAUUUUUGUUUAUUUAAUACAUGUACAGUUUUAUUUUUUUACUCUUAUUUCAUCCCACUCCAUUUUCUCGUGUUUGGUUUUUAUUUCAGAUCUUUUUGCCCACUGCUAAAUAUGACUUGUAAAUAUUUGUUCAUGCCACUCAAGAGCUUUGAAAGGAACUCAUCCAGAGAUACAGUAUAGCGUAGUUUACCAGAAUAGGAAAAUGGAGCUGCGGUGUGGAGACACGCAACUCCGUAAUGGUAACAUGUUGUAUAUUUAUUGCAGAGAGAGUGAUAUGUGACUUGGAUUGGGAAAUCUAAUACAGUUGAGUAAAACCAUACCUAUGA